CCCGCCGCCGUCUCGCUUUGCGCCGGCGUCUCCUGCAGCGUCUUUCGUGCCGUCCGCGUCUCCGGGCUCCCCCGCGAGUCAUGGUGGCCAAGGCCGUGUGCGUGCUGAAGGGCGACGGCCCGGUGCAGGGCACCAUCGAGUUCCAGCAGGAGGAAACCGGGCCAGUCAGGGUAUCCGGAACCAUCACGGGCUUGACUGAAGGCCUCCAUGGAUUCCACGUCCAUCAGUUUGGAGAUAAUACACAAGGUUGUACCAGUGCAGGUCCUCACUUUAAUCCUGAAGGCAGAAAACAUGGUGGACCAAAGGAUGAAGAAAGGCAUGUUGGGGAUCUGGGCAAUGUGACUGCUGGUAAAGAUGGUGUGGCCAAGGUGUCUAUUGAAGAUGCUUUGAUCGCACUGUAUGGAGAGUUUUCCAUCAUUGGCCGCACUUUGGUGGUUCAUGAGAAAGAGGAUGACUUGGGCAAAGGUGGAAAUGAAGAAAGUACAAAGACGGGGAAUGCUGGAAGUCGCCUGGCUUGUGGUGUAAUUGGGAUCGCUCAGUAAACAUUCCCUAGGUUGCAGUCUGAGUCCUAACUCAUCUGUUAAUCUUGAUAGCUGUAGAAAUUUACCUUGAUAAACAUUAAAACACUGUAAUCUUAAAAGUUUGUGUGACUUUUAAUUGCUUUAAGUACUUGUGAGAACUGAUUUGUUGGAAGAUUUGUAUAUUUUAUAAAACUCAUAUUCAAUUAAAAUGCUUGUUUCAGUGAUCUCUGUAUUUUGCCAAACUUGAUCACACAUAGACAUAUUAAACUUAAUUGUCUGAA
Messenger RNA from Choloepus didactylus (southern two-toed sloth), 802 nucleotides. RefSeq names its product superoxide dismutase 1 (gene SOD1). NCBI's taxonomy places the organism in Eukaryota, Metazoa, Chordata, Mammalia, Pilosa, Megalonychidae. Gene Ontology annotation, cellular component: mitochondrion; nucleus; cytosol. The record is from RefSeq and is a predicted model, not a curated record. Gene Ontology annotation, biological process: removal of superoxide radicals. The transcript has 5 exons. Gene Ontology annotation, molecular function: copper ion binding; superoxide dismutase activity. Bases 81 to 542 code for a protein of 153 amino acids.